GUCUACUGCACAAAGCUCUGCUGUCUACAGGCCAGGACCUCUCAGCUGCUCUCCUCUCAGCUGGUUCUUUCUCACGCUAGCUGCAGAGGCUAGGACCUGUUUAUUAAUCUUACCCAUUCAACUAAUAUUCUUCACCAUUGUUUUAUUGUUGUUUUCUUAUCUGCAGUAGUCUCUUCUUUCCUCAACAGGGUGUUCUCGGUAUUCAUUAGUUUGAAGUUCAACAAUUUUUUAGGCUUUUGUAGGCUUCUCCUGAAUCCUUAUUUCCCACACAAAUAACUUUCUUUUCCUCCCAUCAAUCAUUGCAGUGUCCUUCAGGUUUUCUGUAUCAGCCUUGAGGGUUCCAGUUUCCAAAAAGACAGGCAGUCCCAGGCUUUUCCUUCUCACCUACCCUAAGAGGAUCCCCGUUGCCUUCUUAUCAGACAUUCCAGUCCUUAAAAGGAAAGCCUGGGCCUCAAAAGGUUUAGUUAAGUUGGCUACCUAGUAUGCAAACAGCUAGAUCAUCCUUCUGUUUCAAUUCUAAGCUUACCACCACACACACGCACUCCCUGUAACAGUGUAAGCAGUCAUGUGUGUCUCUGAGUCAAAGAUGAUGAGUAAGGUGGGAAAAAUAGGAAUUGAAAUUACAGUCAUUCAGAUCCUUGGAACAUGGGCUUCUUGUUUAGUAAGUACACUGACACACCAAGUCAUGGGAUAGCAGUAUGGAAAUUGAUCAUAAAGUGUUACCUAGAUUACAUUUAUUAUUAUCAGAGGUCUGGGGUUUUUGAGUGACUCAAAAGACCAAGGCUCUAAUGACUUAAAGAUCAAAUCCCUGGUCAUGCUGCUUCAUCAACAGCAGUCAGAGUCUGAGAGAGCACAAUUGGCAUAUUCUCUCUUGGUGGGUAGAUGGCACCCUCACCCCCAUCCCUCCCAUUGUGAUAUUGGCUGCCAUUGGGGUCUGUUAACUGUUGCAUCACAUCUGGGGAUUAGGCACUUUCCUUUGAGUGACAUAAAUACUAUAAUAUGUCGGAGAAGACAGGCGUAAUCAAUGACAAUAGAUAUGCAGCAUUGUACAUUGAUUUGUACAUGCAAACACACAAGUGAGUCUGGCAGAAAUCACAUCCAUGGUCAAUGCAAUGCUCAGUUCAGUGAAACCUCACCGGACUGACACCUCACCGGACGUGCCGGCCUGCCACCGUGCUAUCCUGCUUAGUGCCCCUGGAGACGGACAGGCGUGAGUUUCCUGUUUGGCUUUAGUCCACUGGGAGUUUAUAAAAGGGAAGACAUGCCGUAUCUCGAAGGGGAAGGAAACCCACUGCACUAUCCAUUUUCCACAUUGACGAGGCUUUGCACGCCUCCACCCAGGUUAAGAAGCUGGGUUAGACAGAACACAAAUUGUCUUUUACUGUCUUUUACUUCUCUGUCUUUCUUCCUGACUGGCUCACUCUCUUUAACUCUUCUCAUGUUUUUUCUGGGAUCCUCCAGGAAGGUGAGGGAAGCAGUGAACCUCCUGCUGGCAGAAAGCUCAUUUUUAAUGGCAUUAAUGCUGCAGGCUUAAAGAUGAUGGUUGCUUUUAGAAGGCCAUUCUGCUGCUGGUUAAUGGAGAAUGUGGCUUGCAGCCCAGUUCUCCCUUUUGCAUUCUUUUACUCUCACUCUCUCCCACUUCAUAUUUACUUACUUUUUCUCUUUCUGUCUGUCCUUCAAUCAUAACAUUUGUAGGAAGUUUCUGUAAUGUCCUGUUCAGUCCUUUUUUAUAUCCUUGUACUGCUAUUUAUUCUUUUCCUGCUCUAUUCUCAGUACUGCUCACACUGUAUUGUGCAGAAGUCUCAAAUCAGGAAACCUGACUAUCUUUUCCAGACCCCUUAGCGUGUAGAGUAAAGAAACAAAGUGGAUAGAUGUAAACAAAAUGUCUUCAGGCUACAACCGACCUCUACUAUCUUUACAUAAUCCCCCACUUGCAUGGGAAUGUUUAGGGAUGGUUUUAAAGAGCCCCUCAUAAGGCAAGAGGCUGAAUGUUUCGCCUAAUAAACAAAGGUAUUUUGAGUCAUUCUUUUAAAGUAUGGUUGUGUGCAACUGUAUGUGGAAUAGUUUAUUGUGAAAUAACUGAUACCAUGUCCUCAGUUCCUUCUUUAUCUUUGGGUUUAUCUCACAUGGCUCAAUAAAACCACACAACAUGUCCACCAGGAGGCCAUAGAUUCUUGCGUAAAUGCACGUCACACGCUUAUGCUCACACCACCUUCUUACAGUCACUGCUACUCCCAGUUUUCUGCCCAAAUGUGGAUACUUUAGAGUUUGUUUUGUCCUGUGAUAUACCACAAGUCUUGUAUAAACACUAAUACUAUUGAUGCUAAUGGUAAAGUGCACUAGCUUGCUGUUUCUUAUUGUAUUUUUUUUUUUUAUAGUCUGGCUUUUUUAAGUAAGUGGCUCUUCUGUGAUUAGUCUGUUAACUUCCCGUUUAUGCUUACCACUAUUAGAAACCAGUGGAUAUGUGUCAGCAUCUAUCAGAAAAAUGGACUUGCACCUUUUGUGAAGUGCCUGGGAGACAUCAUUUGGAUAGGGGGCAGCUAGUGCUGAGUUUGCUAACCACACCAUGGACCAAUAGCAAAAGAUUUCUCAACAGGCUCCCGUGGGCACAGACUCCAUAAAACUGGGCAGUUGAGUCUGAUGAAUCUUGAGGUAAUAGGAUCAGAAUCUGUUCAUCAAUCAUUGCUUUAAUACCACCACAGCCAAUUUAAAUAUUGUUGCUGACCAAGUGCAUCCAUUAACGGCCACAGUUUAACAAUUUACCAUCUUCUAAUGGGUACUUCCAGCAAACGAUCUCUAGGACAUGCCGAAGAGCUCAGUGCUCCUCAGUUGCCCUCUCAGUCACCACAUAUGAAUCCAUUAGAACACCUUUGGAAUAUGGUGGCAUAGAAUUUUCACAGCAUGAAAGUGGCAUUGAAAAACAUUUCCAACAUCAUUUGAAAUCCAUGCAUGCAUUAAAAAAAAAGUUGUUAUUGCUGUUUUGAAGCAGAAGCAGGUCCUACUCAGUGUUGGUAUACAGUAGUCUUCGUAAUAAAGUUGUGUAUGUGUGUACGUGUGUUAAAGUAGGAAUAUCUCUCUGACCCACAUGGACUAUAAUGAGAUUUUCUCUCGCUGGAGCUGAGCCACUUCAUUCCUGGAAGCACAUGUAUCUGUACACACACUUGUGCUUAUUGAUGUCAUCCAGCUUGUGUUUUUGGGUUUCUGGCAUGCUAGGGACUCCUCACAUGCUUUGAGCUCAGGCUGCCUGCUGAACUUUUCCUGAACUUUACAAGCUGGCAUGUUAAGGAGGGGCUUCUUCGGUCCGUUGAUGAAUAUUCAAGUCACGGGCAGCCACUGAGGGGUGUUUGUGUGUGCGUGUGCGUGUGCGUGCGCGUGGGUGCGUGUGUGUGCGUGUGGGUGUGUGUGUGUGUGAGAGCUGUGAAUUGUGUUUUUUCCCAAAAUGAUCCGGUAACCUUACUUAACACAUGUAGAUGUUGGGUUGAAGGGACUGUGCGGAUAGUGUAAUGGAAUGUUUGCUAUUUGACACCAAAGAGUAUUUGCAUCUGCAUGUUUACUCAAUUACUACUCGUGCGCGCGCGUAUGUGUUUGUGUGUGUGUGUGUGACGAGGAGAGAAAAUGAGUGAAUAAGGGAGUUGAGUGAGUAAGCAUUCCUGUCCUCUGACUCAUAGCUCUGAGGAAGGAGCCAGAGUAUCUCUGCAGUGACAUCACAUAGUCUGCUGUCUUACACGUCACUCCCUGUUCUGCUAAUUGUCACGUAACUUCCUGUCUCCUCCAAGCUGUAGUGUGUCUCCCACAAGCUUCCUGUUGCCGGAUCAGCCCAAGUACAACCUCCAAGUGGUGCUGUAUUGAUUAAGAAGUCUUUUGAACUUUAGCUUUAGCUGUUUAGCACAAGUUCUUCUGUUUUUUUCCACUGGGCUUUUUUACUGUAUAAAAAUGUGCAAGGUCAGGGGCUGAAAUAAAGCUCGGACUCUGCGUUCACAUUAGCAGGCAAUAAAGUAUUUUGUGUGGAUGUGUUCAAGUCCACUAGCAUUGUCACAUGUGGGUGUGUUCCAGCUACUGACAAGAACAUUUAAAAGCCAAAAUAAAUACUAUGUCACUUUUAUUCCUAAAACUUUCUUCCACACCUUUUUUUUUCUUUUUGAGUGGACCAUGUAUAUAUACAUUAGAACAAUAAGACAAUAAAUAAGAGGCUAUGAGCCUCUUUUUAGUGUUUAGCAUUACAUUAAUAUAUAAUAUAUAAUAAAAUAGAUUGAAAUGCUAAUAGGAAUUGAAAGCUGGGGACCUCAGCAACCUGUUUCUAUGACUGGACUAAAGCAGUGGUUCUCAAACUUAUUUAACAACUUACCACCCUUGAUCAAAUGAAAACAUCCAAGUAUCACCUACUGUGGCCACUGUGUUGGUCUUGCCUGCUUAUGCUCUCUUAUGCUCGCUCUAAGUUAAUUAUUUAACUAUGAAUCUUAAAUGCAAAAAAAAAAACAAUCCUUUUUUUUGAGCGUAGUACAUCUUCAGAGGUCAUCUGGCAUACCAUCUUGUAAUGCUUCACAUACCACCAGUGGUACACAUACCACAGUUAAAACACUACAGACCUUUGUAAAAUGCAACUUCUCAGCAUCAUAAUUAAUUUGCAUGAGGGAAAAAAAAGAUGAGAAUUUUCUAACUAAUUGUUUUGUUUGUCACUCUGUAUUCAUGUUGCUAUACUAGUCACUAUAUUACAUACUCCCAUAGGAAAUGACUGGCCACCUGUUGCUCUGUUGCCUACUAGUGUGAAGGCAGGGUUGCUCAUCUGCACUAAUGUUUAAAAACUCCCAUUGGUCAUGCAUCUCCUUUUAUUAGGGAUCUAAUAAUAUCUCCUCCUUAUUUCCUCCUACAAGUUCUCCAUACCCCUGACUCAGUAACCGCAGUUCCAGUUCUCUUUCCUUCUGCCCAGUCCAGUUCCACCUGUGUUGUUUUUAAAGCUUUUCUAUGGCAGUGUUAUGUAGCAUUCUUCAUCAUAUCUGCCUCUUCCCUUGUAUAUGUGCUGUUAUGUAUUCUAAAUUGUGUAUGUAUGUGUUAUAUUUUUUUCUAGCAGGUUGUGUUGACAAUGACCCACAAAGAGCCUCUUUAAUAUACCCGCAGCCCCUAACUUCCCUUAGCUCAAUGCCCUUAACCUAAUGAUGAUAGUCUUUUUUUCUGUAGCUUUGAGUGCUAGUGACUCCCUGCAUGACUCAUCCACUUACGCAUCACUCGAUGCGUAUGGCUAAUGGUUCCUUAACCCUUUCUUUCCAUUAGACAUACCAUAUCCUUAACCACAAGCCUUGUAGCAGCUGAUAGCAGGCGAGUUGUUAAGGGUGUGUUUGUUUGUUAGUGCACCAAAAAGAGAAUAAUGCAAUAAUUAUGCAAUAAUACACAAGAAGAAACACUCUGCUCUGAGAUGCUGGCACUGGUGUCAUGUGGCCAUAGGCACAAGGCCAAAGGCCUGUAAUACAGCAUAAGAGAACAGCCUUGAGUAUAUUAUUGUAAUUAUACCAUUUUUUAUUGAAACUUAUUAUUAAAAUAUAGCUUAUUAUUAUCUGGCUACAAUUAAUGGUACUGUGGGUGAUUUCAGCUGAUAAGCAGGAGGAUUGAUCCUUGCUAGGUUGAGCCUACGUUGCCACUUUGCUUACUGCUUGCACUGCUUGAGUUUGAGCACACACUCACAGCAGACUGUCCAUCUGACUGUUGCAUGCAGUUUUAAAACAUGUAUGCCAAAUUUAAAGCUCUGGAGAAGCUUUGGGGCUUCCACAUCAUACAGUUUGUACAGUCAGAGGCAAACUGGGUCAAAGUUCAUUUUAAUUGAACUUUGAAAGCAGCAAUAUCAGUGUGAAAAAUGCAGCAAACAAAUGCCAGAUCGGAGUGGUGUCCAUUACUUGGAGGUGAGCAGUGAAAUUGCCGGCACAAAGUGGUAUGCACUUUAAGGGCGGGGUAAGCACCCCGCCCUUAAACGCCUGCAUAAUCCAGUUAUUGACAUGUGAACUGAGCCAUUCAUAGUGGUUUAAUGGAGAAUAGUUGAUUGCUGGAAAACUUACCAACUGAUUUCUAUACAGUGGUGGUGGAAACUUGAGUUUAGAGUAGUGGAUAACAGCACUGGAUUCUUAUUGGCAGAAUAGGGUUACAUUUUCGUUCAGUUGUACACCACCCUACAUAGUAGGAUUCCUUAAGCAAAACCCCUAACACUACAUUUGUUGGGUGUGAUUACUGUAUUCUGAGGAAGCAGUUCUGAUUGGCUGCUGCUAACCGUCCUCCAGCUCUGUAGUUUCAUCUAGCGGAUAAACAAGGAAGUGCAGCUUCCUGUGAACAAGCAGCCUCAACAGGAAUCCACACAGAGACAGCUGCUGUAAUCCCCAAUUACUGAAUAUGAUCUGAUCGUCUAUUUAGAGAAGUAUAUGCCUGUUCUUGAUUGUGUGUUUGGCUAAAUAUUUGCCAAUAUCAAUACAGAACCGAUCAAUCUUUCCCUCUCUAGUUUUGGCUGUCUAGUUCCCACCACCACUGUACUUUUAAACAAUUUUUAUAGAACAUUAUUCUAUUAUAGAACAGAAUAUUUUUUCUCCAAACCACUCUGAAUAACUUUAUUUCCAUCUGAAUCAUCUGGUUAAGCAGAAUUUGUGAAGAAAUCCCUAGUUUCAAUGUCUGAACCUCCACUUCUCUUGUCUCUAUCCAAUCUCUCUGCUGGUGUUGGUAAACCAAUGUGCGCGUGCGUGUGUAAAGGUAAAGUUUAACCAAACUAAAGGAUAAGGCCAAGUGCUACUCUUGUAGUUUGGUCAGUCAUGUGUUUUGACUCCUCUGACAUCGUUGUACCGUAGUGUGGUGUACAAUCAGUGAACAUCAAGGUGCCAAGAAGCUUGGUGAUGGUUCACAGUGCCACCAGUAGGCACAUCACUAACCUAAUGAUAACAGUAUUAACCAUACUAAUAACCACAACAACAACAACUAAAUGACACAUUAUGUGAUAAGUAAGGCACAAUGAAUGACUUGUAUAUUAAGAGUGUCGCCUUGUUCACCAGCUAGUAAAGUGAUUUUUUUUCCACUCCUUUGCUUUCUUUCAUCCACUCUUAACCAUUCAAGUCCCCACAAACCUCUCUCGCAAACCUUCCCCCCCUGCCACAGUAGCACUGCUCGUAUACAAACAUUCGAGAUUUCUGGACACACAGGAUUUUCUGUAGCACCAUCAGUAACACUCUCCUGCCUUGUCCUUUCCACCCAUCCCACCCCAAAUCUCCCUUUACCAAAUCUUCAAUUCCAGGACAGGAAGUUCUUCAAGGGCUUCUUUACAAAAGCAGGAAAGAAGGCAGUAAGGGCUGUACUCUGGGUAUCUGCUGACGGCCUGAGGGUUGUAGAUGACAAAACAAAGGAUUUGAUUCUGGACCAGACAAUAGAGAAGGUGUCAUUUUGUGCUCCUGACCGGAACUUUGAACGGGCGUUCUCCUACAUCUGCAGAGAUGGCACCACCCGGCGCUGGAUUUGCCACUGCUUUAUGGCCAUUAAAGAUUCAGGCGAGCGUCUGAGCCAUGCAGUGGGCUGUGCGUUUGCAGCAUGUCUAGAGCGGAAGCAGAAGCGAGAGAAGGAGUGUGGAGUCACAGCCACUUUUGACGCUAACCGUACCACGUUUACCCGCGAAGGCUCCUUCCGAGUUACCACGGCAACAGAACAGGCUGAGCGAGAGGAGGUCAUGCGGCAAUUACAGGAUGCCAAGAAAGAUUCAGAAGGCGUCACUGUUACCCCUGGCAACAACAAAGUGAUCCCGGCCACAGUGUCCUCUCCUUCUUCUUCCCCUCCCCUCACCAUGGGCCCUCAGGAGUCCAACCCCCAUGCCAUCCCGCGCCGCCAUGCCCCUGUGGAGGCGCUGGCACGUCAGGGAUCCUUCCGCGGCUUCCCGGCCCUCAGCCAGAAGACCUCACCAUUCAAGAGGCAGAUGUCACUGCGCAUGAAUGAUCUGCCCUCCACCAUGCAGCGCAAGUCUGACUUCCCCAUCAAAAACACAGUGCCGGAGGUAGAAGGUGAGGUGGACAGCAUCAGUUCUCUCUGCACUCAGAUUACAUCAGCCUUUAGCGGCCCUCCUGAGGACCCCUUCUCCUCAGCACCCAUGCCCAAACCCACCUCCUCCCCACAGUCCCCUGCUGCACCAGUUAAUGGCUCAGCUCCUGCCUUUCCUGCUCCUGCUGUCACUGUCACUUCUGCUGCUAACCUACCGACCCUGCCACCCCCACUGCCUGCCAGAGAAACUAACCCAUGGUCCAAGACCCCUGCUCCAACACAUGCAGGGGGUGACUGGCCCAGUCCUACACCUGCAGUGGUGGCUCCUCCGGCUGCAGUCACACCUCUCACAGUCCCUGUGGCCUCUCAUAAGCGAACCCCAUCUGAAGCAGACCGCUGGUUGGAGGAGGUUUCCAAGUCUGUACGAGCCCAGCAGCCUGGAGGCAGGACCGCCACUCCCCCCAGCCAGCAGCCGUUCACCGCACCCAUACCUGUCCCCAUGGCUCCUCCUGUCCCCAUGGCUCCUCCUGCCCCCGUAGCCUUCAUGCCUCCAAUGCCUACUGCUGUGCCCGCCCUGCCCCCACACCAACCCGCCUUCCACGCCCAGGCACCAGCUUCCUAUCCAAUGUCCAAUGGGCUCCCCUACGGCCAGCCAAGUGUGCCCGUGGUCGGCAUCACACCUUCUCAAAUGGUGGCCAAUGUUUUUGGUUCGGCUACACAAACCCAGCCGUUGCCAGUGCCUGCGCCUGUUCCUCAAACACACACGUUGCAGCCCUCGCCGUUCUCUACUCCACCUUUGGCGCAGCUGGAUGCUCGUGGUGUGGGCAGUCCGUUUGGCAAACCUCCCUUGCCUCCAGCAGCAAAUCCACACCUGUUUCAACCACCCAAUGGUAAUGCCACAUUCAACGGUGCAGACAACUGGGCAGCUCCUGCAUCAUCAGCGCCUCCCCACCCACCACAGGCUGAUGCCUUUGAGGCCCAGUGGGCCGCCCUGGAGAGCCGCUCAAGGCAGCGCACCAGCCCAUCACCCACAAACCCCUUUUCAAGCGAGCUCCAAAAGACCUUUGAGAUCCAGCUGUAAAGAAAAGAAAAUGUACUGUGGGGUGGGCGAGUCAGAAUGCUGGCAUAGACACAUGAAGGAGAAAAUAUAUGGAUGGUGGAUUAUGGGGAGGGACUAAACCAGAGGCAGACCCCUUUGACACUCGCACCGCUUUAGCCCUCAAUCUCUGUCUCAUUUCCUCAUUUCCUUGCUAUCCGUCAGUCUGUGUCUGUCUACUGUUAAGUAUGAGUUAAGGAGACGGCACAGGGAAAGGAAGGUACUUCAAUGAAAUUCGCUGAAGCCACAGUAGCAUGGACGUGGGGGUGAGGAUGGUGGGGACUUAGUGAUGCUCAGCUACCAUUUGUUCACUCUGUCUGGUGUAACUCUGGAUUCCACAAGAUUAAGGUGAAAGGUGGAUGAAGAGCUGAUGAUGCCUCCUUGAAGAAAAAAAAUCCAGCCUGCUUUGGUAACAGAACCCCUUUACAUUUUCACGUUUUUUUUCCAAUCCAGCCUCCAUCUCCCCAAAGCCCAGCUCACAGCGCCCCCUAGCCUAGUGGUGCUGAACGACUGACUGCUCCUCCCAUCGGAAGAACAGAGCACUGAGAGAAGGACUGAGCUUCAAGAUUUGAGAGGUUUUCAUAAAACUUCCUAAUCAGAAGAACAACCGAGAGAAUGCCAAAAUCUUUAUUUUUAUGCAUUAAGUAUAUUUUAAAUAGCUUUGGAAUAUAACAGAGAAGUUGUAAGUAAUCUUGCCAAAGGUGCAGGCUACAGUGGAAAUGAUUUUGUGUGUAUACAGAAAAUGAGCAUAUAUUAUAUAGAUAUAUCUAGAGAAAUGGAAAAUAUAUAUAUAUUCAUUAUUAAACACAUUGAGCUCAAGGUAUAACUCAUGUGUUGUAUAAAGAGAGACUGAGUAAAGGGAGGUUGUUUUUGUUUUUAUUUUUGUUUUUAUUUUUGUCUUAUUGCCGUAUAUAUAACAUCCCAUUUUGGAUGUGCAUCCCUCUGUAAAUAAUAAUCCAUUGCAACUACAAUCAUCACAGACUCAGCGAUGGAAUGGGAGAUCGAUCAGUGCUCUCAUUCUUUAUCUCUGGUGGUUUAUUUUAUCAUUUUGUACUAUAGUGCUCAGUAUCAUGAUUUAUUUUUGUUUCACUGCCUACAUAAUUGAAUGUUUUAGGGUUUUGUUUUUUUAGGGGGGGGGCUUUUAAAACUUAUUUUAACACUAUUGACAAUGUCAUCUCCAGCCACUUGAUUUUGUUUUAUUUUUUCUUUAAUGAAGAUAUCUCUGCACAUUGCACAAGCACUAUUGUAGUUGAUUCGGCAGUUAAGGUGAGAACGGUCAGUGUGCUGCACUGGUGAGCUAUAAUGUUGACAGACAACUGAGGUUUACCAGAGAUCUCCCUGAAAUUACCUGUGGUUUUAAACUGGUUGCUGUGGGGGAGGGGGGGAGUCAAGGCGUUAUUGCAGUGUCUCUUCUUUAAAUCGGUCCUGUGGAGGCAUUUGGUUUUGUUUUAGUUGUUUGUUUUAUUUCUCCUCAUUUUGUAAGUAUUUCAUUAUUUUAUUCCACUUCUUUCCAGAAAAAUAGGUCUAAAAGAUUGAAUAAAAUGAUGGUGGUGGAGGACUACAGUGAAA
Messenger RNA from Astyanax mexicanus (Mexican tetra), 10654 nucleotides. It is a transcript of the gene numb, whose product is annotated as NUMB endocytic adaptor protein. Lineage: Eukaryota; Metazoa; Chordata; Actinopteri; Characiformes; Acestrorhamphidae. Bases 6983 to 9070 code for a protein of 695 amino acids. The record is from RefSeq and is a predicted model, not a curated record. The transcript is spliced from 8 exons. Gene Ontology annotation, molecular function: cadherin binding.